This is a messenger RNA of Ornithorhynchus anatinus (platypus), 2517 nucleotides long. RefSeq names its product proprotein convertase subtilisin/kexin type 9 (gene PCSK9). Gene Ontology annotation, biological process: proteolysis. Gene Ontology annotation, molecular function: serine-type endopeptidase activity. Lineage: Eukaryota; Metazoa; Chordata; Mammalia; Monotremata; Ornithorhynchidae. The record is from RefSeq and is a predicted model, not a curated record. The transcript is spliced from 12 exons. The annotation marks the transcript as partial.
GCGCUGGCGCUGGGGCUGGGGCUGUGCGGGCCGGGGGCCCGGGCGCAGGCCGACGAGGACGGGGAGCUGGAGGCGCUGGUCCUGGCGCUGCCCGGCCAGGAGGAGCCGGAGCCCGGGGGGCGGCCCACCCACGCCGCCCCCUUCCAGCGCUGCGCCCAGGAUGCGUGGAGGCUGCCCGGCACCUACGUCGUGGUGCUGAGCGAGGGGACGCGGCCGUCUCUGACGGAGAGAACCAUCCGGCGGCUGCAGGCCCGAGCUGCCAGGCACGGCUACCUCACCAAGAUCCUGCACGUCUUCGAGCACAUCUUCCCCGGCUUCCUGGUCAAGAUGAGCGGCGACGUGCUCGACCUGGCCCUGCGGCUGCCCCACGUCCACGUCAUCGAGGAGGAUUCUCUGGUGUUCGCCCAGAGCGGACCCUGGAACCUCGCCAGGAUCGCCCCGGUCCCCGGCCCGGACGCCAUGCCCCCCGGCCGCGGCAGCCAGGUGGACGUGCAGCUGCUGGACACCAGCAUCCAGAGCGGCCACAGGGAGCUGGACGGCAGAGCCUUUGUCACUGACUUCCAGCACGUUCCGGACGAAGACGGGACUCGCUUCCAUCGGCAGGCCAGCAAGUGCGAAGGCCACGGGACCCAUACGGCCGGCGUGGUCAGCGGCAGGGACGCCGGCGUCGCCCCGGGAAGCCGGGUCCACAGCCUCCGCGUGCUCAACUGUCAGGGCCGGGGGACGGUCAGCGGCGUCCUGUCCGGGUUGGAAUUCAUCCAGAAGGGGCGGCUCGUGGGGUCACCGCCGCCAGCGCCGGUGGUGUUGCUGCCGCUGGCUGGGGGCUUCAGCCCAACACUGAACGCCGCCUGCCGCCGCCUGGUGCGCUCCGGGGCCGUGCUGAUCGCCGCGGCCGGAAACCACUGGGACGACGCCUGCAACUAUUCCCCUGCCUCUGAGCCCGAGGUCAUCACCGUCGGGGCCACGAACGCGCAGGACCAGCCGGUCACCAUGGGGACGCUGGGCACCAACUUCGGCCGCUGCGUGGACGUGUUUGCCCCCGGCGAUGGCAUCGUGGCAGCUUCCAGCGACUGCAGCUCCUGCUUUACCGCGCAGAGCGGGACAUCGCAGGCCGCUGCCCACGUGGCCGGGAUCGUGGCCGUCAUGCUGGACGCCGACCCCGACCUGACCCCGUCCGAAGUCCGGCAGCGAAUUCUCCACUUUGCCGCCAGGGACGUCCUGGACGAGGCCCGGUUCCCCGAGGGGCAGAGGCUGCCGACGCCCAACCUGGUGGCCAGAUUGCCGCCCGGGCCCGGAGCGGGGGCGCGGCGGCUGUUCUGCCGGACCGUGUGGUCGGGGCCGUCGGGGCCGACGAGGGCGGCGGUGGCCGUGGCGCGCUGCGGGCCUGGCGAGGAGAUGUUCGGCUGUUCCAGCUUCUCCGUCGGCGGCAAGAGGCGAGGGGACCACAUGGAGGUGGCUGAGGACGGGACGGAGUGCGUGGCCCACAACACGUUCGGCGGCGGUGGCGUCUACGCCGUGGGCCGCUGCUGCCUGGGUCCCCGGGCCACCUGCCACAUCCGGCCCGGCGUCCCCGUCCAACAUGGGGAUGAGAACCACGCCCUCUGCCCCGAGGCCCAAGGCUUCGUGCUCACAGGGUGCAGCUCCCGCAGUGCGGCCGAGGGGUCGGCGGUGCCCGCCCGGCCGGUGUGGAGGCCCACGGCCGGGCCCAGCGGCUGCGCGGGGCCCAACGGGGCCGAAAUCCGGGCCUCCUGCUGCCACGCCCCGGGCCUGGAGUGCCGGGUCAAGGAGCACACGGCCGCCGGCCCGCAGGUGACCGUGGCCUGCGAGGACGGCUGGACGCUGACGGGCUGCAGCAUCUACUCGGGCGGGUCGCCCACGCUGGGCGCCUACGCGGUGGGCGACGCGUGCGUGGCGAGGAGCCGAGGCGAGGGGGGCACGGUGGGUGCCGUGGCCAUCUGCUGCAGGAGCCGGGAGGCGGCCGGGCGGGGGGAGCAGGACGAGGGGCAGUGAUGGGCCCAACGGAGAGGGAGGAAGGGAGUCAGCCCCGGCCCCCUCCCCGCACCCCCACGGAUGGGCCCCGCCACCGCCCCGUGUCUCAGUACGCUGGCGCCCCCGGCCCCACACGCGGUGCCGAGGCGAGCCGAGCCGCUUCCCCUCAUCCAACGAGACGCGCCGUCCCCACCUUCCUCCUGCUCCAGGGCCUCCCGGCUACGGGGUCCACGCGAGGCCGCUGGGUUCUCGGCCUAAGCAUGGGCCCGGCGGGACCGGGGCCCCCGCUCUCCUACUCUCCGCUGGCCACACGCCCCGUCCGAGCGGCCCGGGGUGCCGGCCUUCGGUCGGCACUCGGCCCCGCCCAGGGGCAUCUCUUCGUGUGACGGGGGGAGUGCGGUCGCCUGGUUGGCCGGAUGCAGCCCUCCCGCUCUUCCGGCCCCACUUUUUUACCGGCGAUAUUUAUUCUGGGGUUUUAUAUCUGUUUGUACUCACGGAGACGUUUUAAAAUAAAAUCUUCCAUCGGGA